Molecule: messenger RNA, 313 nt
Organism: Colletotrichum navitas
Lineage: Eukaryota; Fungi; Ascomycota; Sordariomycetes; Glomerellales; Glomerellaceae
Exons: 1
Coding region: 29-211 (60 amino acids)
Source: RefSeq, a predicted model, not a curated record
CACUCAGCUGCCAGUGGACGUUGUAGAAAUGGCGCAACGAAAACGCAAAGUCGCAUCCUAUUCUCCUGACACUACCGAUGGUUGCAUUGGCGAUAGCAAAUGUUUCUUUUUGCAAGUCCCCAGCCGAGUUAAACAAUGGAGCAAAGCAGAGUGCCGCAGCUACUACCGGUAUUACAAAUGUUGCUUUGCCUUUGCAUCGGCGAUUGGGUAGAGUUUCGUUCCUUUUUUUUUUCUUCUUCUUUUUCUUUUUUCUUUUCUGUUUUCUUUUCCUUUUGUGGGAAAAUGCUAUUUGCCAAGUGCCUUGUCACCAACG